Messenger RNA from Orbicella faveolata, 2983 nucleotides. Its product is annotated as proto-oncogene tyrosine-protein kinase receptor Ret-like. NCBI's taxonomy places the organism in Eukaryota, Metazoa, Cnidaria, Anthozoa, Scleractinia, Merulinidae. Gene Ontology annotation, biological process: protein phosphorylation; multicellular organism development; cell surface receptor protein tyrosine kinase signaling pathway. Gene Ontology annotation, molecular function: transmembrane receptor protein tyrosine kinase activity; ATP binding. Gene Ontology annotation, cellular component: signaling receptor complex; plasma membrane. The record is from RefSeq and is a predicted model, not a curated record.
AACAUUGCCAAGUUAAAAUCAUUUUUGUUGUCUCUGUCAGAUAUAUCAGUUGUGUUAACAGCAAUGGCAUUGUCAUUGAUCUUCGCUCUAUUGACAAUUACUGGAAGCAUAGCAUCUGACAUUACCCACUGUGAUGGAUUUUCGGAAAACAACACAUGUUCGCAAACGUGUUUCCAACUACCUUGCACGAUGCGAUGCGGCCUGUCAAACACGAAACAUGAUAAGUGUGAGCAGCAAUGUCUUACAUCGACAUGUGACCUCAUGGAAUGUGAAGCGUCGGAAAGCUGCAAGCAGUAUUGUAUUGGAAACUCGUGCAACUCCAUGGUAUGUCAUGCAGAAGUGUGCAGCCAAGAUUGCACUGCUGGCAAAUGUGACAUGAUUUGCUCAUCGAAGGUAAAAGAUUGUCAGCAAUCCUGAAUUGCUGGAAACUGCAAGUUCAAGUGUGAUGCCAAAAAUUGCAAGCUGGACUGUUUCCCAGGGACUUGCAGCGAACUAAAAUCAUCCACCGAUUCGCCAACUACAGUGAAAGGAGCAGAUAGCCAGAACACAGAAUCCGGAACCUCUCAGACUGCUUUGCACCUGAAAAUCAUCUAUGGACUUGCUGGUUUAUUAGUAGCACUGAUCAUUUCUCUUGCCUGCUGGGUCAUUUUCAAAAGAUGGCGUCACCAAGAGACAGCGCCACUAAAUGAAGUGCCAAUAACAACCCAGCCCAGUUUAAGGGUUUACGAAGAUAUUCCAAUGCACCCUGCAGCAAAAAGCCAAACGUGUAAAGCCCUUAAAGACAACGUAGCAGGAGAAAUCAAACUUCACCACGAACCAGCAAAAUAUAUCGAUAUGCCAAUCGCGAGACAAUCCGUCCCUGAGGAUCAAAAUUACGAUGACAUUUCGGACAGUUUUGAACUUGAUCGUGACCAAGUAAAGCUGGUACGGUUACUGGGUACUGGUAAUUUUGGUCAAGUGUCCAAAGGAACUUACGGAACUUCACGAUUGAAUGUUGCAGUCAAGUCACUAAAAGAUAAUGCGGAGCAGAUGGACAUACGAAACAUGCUCUCUGAAGCAGAUGUUAUGAAAUCGUUGCAGCCUCAUCCUCACAUUGUUAGACUUAUUGGCUACUGCAUUGAGAGAGUUCCGCUGUUGAUUGUUUUGGAGUAUUUACCAUACGGGGAUUUGCUUGGAUACCUGCGCAAGAGCAGAGGACACGAGGACACAUACAACUCAGGAGAAAAGAGGCCAAAUUCAAAACUGCAAGAAAAGGAUUUGCUAUCUUUUGCUUGGAUGAUAGCUGAUGGUAUGAGCUAUCUAGCAGCGAUGAAGGUUGUCCAUCGUGAUUUAGCCGCUCGCAAUGUAUUGGUAGGUGAGAACAAAGUCUGCAAAAUUUCUGACUUUGGAUUGGCACGCAGCUUAAAGGGGGAUAUUUAUACAAGAAGAUCUCAGGCCCGUCUUCCAGCUAAGUGGAUGCCUCCGGAAUCUCUUUUCUCUGAUGAAUCCAGUACUAUGAGUGACGUAUGGUCAUACGGCAUCGUGAUGUGGGAAGUGUUUACCAUCGGUGAGUCGCCUUAUCCUGGUAUACCUGCUCGACAAGUGGCUAACCUGCUGCAGACAGGAUACCGCAUGCCGAGGCCAAGGCACCUCUCUGAAGAACUCUACGCCAUCAUGACUGAGUGUUGGGAAGAGCAGCCUCAAAAGAGGCCAACUUUCCAGUGGCUCUGCUUUGCGGUCAGAAGACUGCUGGACGAUCAAAAGAUGUAUCUAGACUUGGACGAGUAUGAUGACAAGGAGUACGUUAACUUCGACAUGAAAAUUGAAGAGUAAUGAUGAAGAUCCCAAGAAGACAGCUUAACAAAUUUAGCUAAAGAAGCUAUUUUGAUAGUGGAAAGCGAAUCCUGAAAAUUUAGCAAAACAAUUUCAACUUUUCAUUUACAAUCCUUCUUAAUUUUUCUCUAUCUUAUAAGUUCUUCCUUAUCGAUUUUUUUUUGUGGUUUACUCUUACUGUAAGUUUUCCUGCAAUUGGGAUUUAACUUUGUACUACACACUACUCCAUUUACUCACUGCUCCACCACUAAAAAUCCUGAAACAUUUUUAAGUGCCGACCUGGCCUGUUAACUGUAAAAUCAAAAUCGAUUGUCCUUGAAUGAAAUUAGCUCCAAAACUGGCCACUCCAAGAGACUGAGUACAGGUUACCAGCAUUGGAAUUCCUGGGAUGGUUUCCAAGGCAACCAUCCACCAUAAGACCUCUUGUAGAAUCCGGUUGUAUGACCUUGUCAUAGAGAACAAAAUCCGUGGUAUGGAAUAUAAACAAGUUGGAAAUGAUGUAAGUCAUGAAAUUAGUAAGGCUGCCAAUUUUGAAGCCACAAAGGCAUGUUAAUUACAAUUAAAUAUCGAGGUGCGCACCAGCUUUCCAAGCGAUUCCACAGUUUACUCCCCAGUCUCCCUGAGGUGACGACUUACUCCUAUUCACGACAUUGUGGCCUUGGCAUGUCUUCUGCUAAAAAAAAUAAAUUUUCCGAAUAGUCUAUAGUCUCAAUAACCUGUACUUGAUAGACCAUUAAUGCUGUUCCAUAUUGAGAGAAAUGCAUGUUUUCUGCUAGGUUUUGUAUCAAGUGGCUUUGAGUUUUCCGAAAUAUUGCAUGUCUGGCUGUGACCCUUUGCUAUUUCAACAAUUUUGCAUCAUUUUGGUUCAAGAGAGUGUCUAAUCAGCGCUAUGCGCUUCCAAUAGAAAUUUUAGCUUUGUCAUGUAGUGUCAAAACGAUUUUAAAGGGUAUAAUCAGCUGAGUGUUUUGAAACGUAGAGUGCUCAGUCUCAAAAUAAUGAUCACAAAUUGCCGUUUCCGUUAUAGAUCUACAUCAUAUGACCAAUUUCUACCAAUAACUUGAUAGAAAAAAAAAGACCUUUGCGUAGUCUAGUUUCGUGAUUUAACACCUCACUAUUGACACUGUGCCAACUGAAAUUGCGUAUUAAAAAGUGUGCUUUAUCUACAAGAUAA